Molecule: messenger RNA, 1626 nt
Organism: Miscanthus lutarioriparius
Lineage: Eukaryota; Viridiplantae; Streptophyta; Magnoliopsida; Poales; Poaceae
Source: the annotation of a GenBank genome assembly
AUGGAGUUCGGUCUCGUCGACAUGGCACUGGACGUGUUUGAAUGGAUGCCGCAGAGGAACUUCGUCACAUAUAAUGCGGUUCUCACUGGGUUUUGUCGGAAAAAGGAAGGCGUGCGCGUCACGUUUGCCAAGAAGGCGGGCCUCCGAGGUCUCGGUUUGUUUAGGCAAAUGGUGGAGGAUGGGCUGGAGAUCUCAGAUGUCACGGUGACGGGCGUGCUGAAUGUCUGUGCUAUUGCUGCGGAUAGGAAGGCGAGCGAGCAGGUUCAUGCUUUUGUGAUCAAGUGUGGAUGCAUGUCUAGUCCGUGGAUUGAUGCUGUGUUGAUUGAUAUGUGCAUCAAAUGUGGCCGAUCUGGAGACGCACAUCUGUUAUUUGAGCAAUGGCAGCAUGAGGAGAGCUUUCACAUUGCCUGGAAUUCUCUACUGCUGGCUAGUGUCAGAGAUGGUGAGUAUGAGAAAACAUUUUCGACCUUCCUUCAGAUGUUUAGAAGCAGUGGUGUAGAAUUCAUCGAUGAGUUCAUGUUGACUGCUGUCCUUGGGGUAUGUGGCAGUCUAGGUUUUGCUGAACUUGGAAAGCAAUUGCAUUCCUUUGCUGCAAAAUCUGGGCUUCUGUGCGUUCGUGGAGUUGGUAACGCGUUUAUUAGUAUGUACGGCAAGUGCGGGGAGUUGAAAGAUGCGGCCAAUUUCUUUGAGCGGAUGACUUGUCGAGAUUUGGUGUCAUGGAAUGCAAUGGUCACUGCCCAUCUUCUUCAUCAGGGGGAUGAGAUAUUGAAGAUAUGGUCUGAGAUGGAGAGAUUAAUGAUCAGGCCUGAUUCCAUUACCUUUCUUCUGGUCAUAUCUGCUUGCAGUCACACAAGCUCAGACUCCACAGAGAAAUGCAGGGAACUCUUUCUUUCUAUGCCAAGCACAUAUGGCAUUGAACCAGCCAUGGAGCACUAUGCAGCCUUUGUUUAUGUCCUUGGCUGCUGGGGCCAUUUUGACAAGGCAGAGCAGCUUAUAGGUGGUAUGCCAUUGAAGCCUGAUGCAUUAGUUUGGCGGUCUUUGCUAGACAGCUGCAGCAAGCAGUCCAACAUGGCCGUGCGGAGGCGAGCCAUAAAGCAUCUGCUGGCAUUGGAGCCACAAGACCCAUCCACAUACGUGCUGACUUCAAACCUGCUAUCUGAAUCAGCAAGGUGGCACUCCUCUGAGAACACAAGGCUACAGAUGCGUGAAAAGGGUAUGCGCAAGAUCCCAGCCAGGAGCUGGACGUUUCACGGCAACAUGGUCCAUUCAUUUUUCGCACGGGAUAGAGCACACCCACAGUCCAGGGACAUAUACGCCGGCCUGGAUGUGCUGAUCCUUGAGUGCAUAAAGGAUGGGUACGAGCCGGACACCACCUUCGUCCUGCACGACGUCGAGGAGUACCAGAAGAGGCACUUUCUGAUGUACCACAGCGUGAAGCUAGCGUCAAUGUAUGGCCUUCUGAUGGCAGGCCCUGGACAGAUCGUCCGUGUGGUGAAGAACAUCCGCAUGUGCGGGGAUUGCCACUCUUUCUUGGAGCACGCCUCUGCUGCCACCGGUAAAGUGAUCUCGGUCAGGGACUCGUCUGGGUUCCACAUUUUCAGGGGAGGGAAGUGUUCCUGUAGAUAA